GAUUUCGCGAAGGUCCGGACUAUUCAAUUAUUCACGAAAAUGACGGACGAAAAAUUUAUAAUUUUCAUUCCGAUUGGUUAAGAAAAGAUUUUGGUAGUAAUUACACUACUGUUUAUGAAGUAGCCGAAAGUUGGGAUAGUCAAUCGCUAAUCGGUGAGCCAAGUCAAGUUCGAGAGGAUUUGAAAACUAAGCAUAAUCAAUUGGUAGGUGAAUUUAACCAUCUUUUAAUCCGACCAGAAAGCGAAUUUGGCAAAGAUGGAAAGCGAACGAAAGAAGCGAAAAUAGUCGAACUUAAAAAAGACAUUACCGAAGUUGCAAGCAAAAUCGACAAAAAACUAGCCGACGAAUUAAGCAAGGUGCAAGAAAAGAACCAAGAACUAAUUCAAAGUCCUGGUAAUAGUUCUCCGACCGAAAUUCAGAGCCAAUUGGAGCAAUCACAAAGUUUAUUAAAGCAAGCCCACAUGGAUUCAGCAAUUUCAGUAGAUAACACUAACGAUAAAAAAGGCAACGUACUUGCUCCUUAUCUAAUCGGUGGCACGGGUAAAACUACUUUGGCAAAAGAAAUUCAACAUCUUAGCGAUGAAAAAUUUUUAUUUGUCGGAAUUGAUACUCUCUUUGGUGCCAUACCUAAAAAAUUAGUCGGUUUUAGCGAAAAAACUGAAAAAGAAGGAUUUAGAUAUGUAGUUGACCCCAAAACUGGUGUCUGCAUUGAUAUGAAAGUUAGCCUUUAUGCUAUUCAAGUAUUUUCUUGCCUGCCAAAGGUAGUUAAAUUGCUAGCCGAUAACGGUCUAAAUGUGAUUUUUGACGAAUGCAAUUUUUAUAAGGAAUUGCUUGACAAUUACCGAAUUAUUUUUUCAGGUCAUAAAUUUUUCAUGGUUAGUGUAAAAUGUGAUUUAGAAACUUUGGAGAAAAGGGAAAAAUUAAGAGGUGAUAGAGUUAUAGGAAUGGCGAAAGUUUUUUAUCAAAGUGAGAAAAAUUUUCAGUAUCCUUAUGACUUAGUUGUUGAUAAUACCACGAAAUUACCUUCUACUAACGCUAAAAAGAUUUUAGAAUUAUUAAAAAACUAA
Molecule: messenger RNA, 1067 nt
Organism: Entrophospora sp. SA101
Lineage: Eukaryota; Fungi; Glomeromycota; Glomeromycetes; Entrophosporales; Entrophosporaceae
Source: the annotation of a GenBank genome assembly